Molecule: messenger RNA, 1291 nt
Organism: Oryzias latipes (Japanese medaka)
Lineage: Eukaryota; Metazoa; Chordata; Actinopteri; Beloniformes; Adrianichthyidae
Gene: rdh12l
Product: retinol dehydrogenase 12, like
Source: RefSeq, a predicted model, not a curated record
GUGCUGCUUUGCAGUCUUCAAAUGUUUGUUUGGAUGCCAAAGUGCCAAAUUUAGUUGUCAAGUUUGUCUUGUUAGGAUUCUGACGUCUUGGUAUCUACAUUUACAGCGUUUUUAACCGAUAUGCAGUCUUUAAGAAAUCUCUUCCGGGCCGCCUGGUCUUCUGACGCAAAGCUUGACGGGAAAACUGUGGUCAUCACCGGCGCCAACACCGGGAUCGGCAAAGAAACCGCCAUCGACCUGGCAAAAAGAGGGGCCAGAGUCAUCAUCGCCUGCAGGGACAUGGAGAAAGCGCAGGCGGCGGUGAAGGAAAUCAUGGAAAAGUCCAACAGCAACGCGGUGGUGAGCAUGAAGCUGGACCUGUCCAACAGUCAGUCCAUCAGGGAGUUUGCAGAAGUCAUCAACCGAGACGAGCCAAAACUUAACAUCCUCAUCAACAACGCCGGCGUGAUGGUUUGUCCCUAUGGGAAGACGGCCGACGGCUUUGAGAUGCAGAUCGGCGUCAACCACCUGGGUCACUUCCUGUUGACGUACUUAUUGAUCGACCUGAUCAAGAGGUCGGCCCCCGCCAGGAUCGUCACCGUGUCGUCCAUGGCUCACGCCUGGGGCUCCAUCAACCUGGACGACCUGAACAGCGAGAAGAGCUACAGCAAGAGCAAAGCCUACGCCCAGAGCAAGCUGGCCAACGUGCUCUUCACGCGCUCGCUGGCUAAGCGGCUAGAAGGUACCGGCGUGACGGCGUACUCCCUCCAUCCCGGCGUCGUUCAGACGGAUCUGUGGCGCCACCUGAGCGCUCCGGAGCAGUUCUUCAUGAAAAUAGCCAGACCCUUCACCAAAAACUCCCUGCAGGGGGCUCAGACCACCAUUUACUGUGCCGUGGAGCCGUCUCUGGACACGGAGAGCGGAGGAUACUACAGCGACUGCGCCGCCGCCAGCUGCUCGUCUGCCGGCAAAGACGACACCGUGGCAGAGAAGCUGUGGGAUCUGAGCUGCCGGAUGCUCGGCAUAACGUGGGAGUGAUGCGCUCCAAACCCCCAAGGCCUUCGCUUGUUUGGGACACGUCUUUUACGCAAUGCGCCGCAUUUCACGGCCGCUCUGUUCUGAAAACGCGUGACUGUUUUUUUAUGUUUUAGCUUCCUCAUGUCUAAUAAAGUCACGGUAGGGAUCCAAUCUUUUAAAUAACUUAAGGUUCUUUGUAAAGAGUUUAAUAAUCUAUAUCACAGCUUUUCCUUGUAUCAGCUGUUUUUAUACAUUUUACAUGAAUUUUAUCAUUAAAUACUCUAAAUACUAAAAA